AUGUCAGAAAAAUCAAUCAAGUCGGAUGAUUCAAAAGGGCCCUCUAAACCAACAUUGAAUGUCUUUGCACAACCUCAUUUCAGAUCAAAAUCAAAUACUACACGUUUACCUUUCAAAGAUUUUCAAAAAAAUGUUCCAGGUUCAAAUUUACAGUCAUCCAGUGAUCCAUCACCAAAAUCAAUUUUCCAGACAGACAAUAACAAUUCUUCUUCAGAUACUUCAUUAUUUUCGAAAAUAUUUUCAACAAAACAAAACAAUUCAGAAGCGGAAUUAGUAGAAUGUAUAAAUGAAGAAAACCCUACUCAAGAAAUUCCAACGAAUGGUGAAUCAGUUGCGCUACCUGAAUUAAAUUCAAUAUGUCCUUCCCAACCAGAUGAAGAGUCGCCUAUACAAUCAGGCUCUAUUCAUACGAAAGAUUUGCAAAGUCUACAAACAGAUGUGGAUAUUAAUGACUGUAGUAUUGAAUCACAUAUAAUACAAAAUUCUCAAGAUGUUGAUCCGUCAUUGAACGAUGAUCAAAAUUCUUCAUCAGAAGGUUUACCUUGCCUACGUAGUCAGUCUGAUCUAUCAUCAAAGGCAUUUUCAAUUAAUGAAUGCGUACCUGUUAAUGCGCCUACUUCGAGUUCCAUAAAACCUUGCUCUCAAAUUACUUCAAAGAAUCUGAAAAAUAAUUCAAAUAUUGAUGAGCUUCAUGUGGAAAAGGAGGGAGAUGAUUUGAGCAUCAUUAUUGAGGUUGCUCACAAAUGGAAAAACGAGGUUUCUAGAAAGGAUUAUUUAAUCAAAGAAUUGCAUGAUGAGAUUCACGGGUUAAAAAAAACUGUUGAACAGCGCGAUUAUUCUUUGUCUUUAUAUAUAGAGCGUAUGUCCAUUGUAGAAGCGCUAAUAAAACGGCAGCAAACUUAUACUGAUCACAAUCGUGAGAGAAUUGAGAAAAUGAAAACAAAAUAUUACCUGUAUCGUAAUAGUUUAUCAAAUAUGUUAAAACGUAUGGAAGAAGUACGAGAUGAAAAGAGUCUAAUCGAAAGUGAAAUCGGAUCUUUAAAAUGUGAAUUCAAUAAACUCGCUGCACUACACAAAUCUAUUUCUGAAAGUCAUGCCUCUAAUUUUCAGUCACAACAAUCUCAAAUCGCCCAAAUUACCGAUCUAAAUACCCGUCUCACUGAAGCUAAUGCACAACUUAAUAACGUCAUCGCACAACUUCGUCAAUUAAUACAAGAUUCGGACGCCAAGUCUUCAUGUUGUGCAGCUGAGCUUGAAUCUACGCGCGAAAAAUUGCAGGUAUUGUUAUGUGAACGUGACACAGAAAGAAUAACGCAUAUGAACAAAUGCAAGGAUCUAGAGUCUUUGUUAAAACUUUCCGAGGACAAAAAUAAAGCUUUGACGACAAAUCAAAAAGAAAAUGAAGAAAGAAUUGCUGUACUUACAAAGGAUAUUCAGCAAAUCCGACAAGAACUAGAAUCAACUCAAGCAGAAAUGAUACAACUUAAUUUGGCCGUCACUGAUAAGGAUCAACGAAUAUCGUCUUUAUUGAUAUCAGAAACAGAAUGUGAACGUCUUCAACAAGAGCUCGGUCAAACCAAGAUUAACAUGAAGAAUGACUUUGAUUUGCUCCAAAAAGAAUUGGAAGCCACUCGUGCCCAGCAAAUUGUAGAACGUCAACGACUUGAAACUGAAUUUCACGAUGAACACCGUCGUUUGCAAGCUCAGUUCCAUAAAGAACGUUGUCAACUGGAAUCAGAAUGGCGUAAUGAACGUAAUCAAUUGGAAUCAGAGUGGCGUAAUGAACGCAUUCAACUGGAAUCUGAGUGCCGGCGUCUAGAAUCUGAUUAUCGUGACGAGCGAUCUGAACGCUUUCGUGUUGAGAAUGACCUGCGUAAUUCGGAACGAAAAUUGGAGGAAAUGCGUCAAGAGAUUGAUAACAGCAAGCUAAAAAUUGCCCAGUUAGAAUUUCAUUUAAGUGAAGUUGAAUAUAAACAUACAAACCGCACAUCCGUGGCUAUCGGAACAACUGAUAUUCCGGAUCUUGAUCUUCAAAUACAAUAUAAUAAAGCAAUAUGCAAAUUUGACAAAGAACAGUCUGGCAGAGAAACAAAAAUAGAAGAGUUGUCUAAGACUGUAGAGACUUGGAAGUCUAAAGCAGAGUCACUUGAAUCACAUUUAAGUUUAAUUUCCACAAAACACGAGGAAUUACAGAAUGAACAUAACAAAAUUGUCGAAGAAAUUAUUAAUGUUAAUCGUCAGCAUAAUGAGGCCAUUGAUCAAGCCCUCAGUCGUGCUGCUUGUUAUUACCAGGAGAUGGCCAAAAGGACAACAGUUGAACAUGAAAAUGAUAUUCGCAAACGAGAUUGUAAAAUUCGCGAAGCUGAGGCAAAAGAAUUAGCAUUGACUGAAGAAAUUAAAACCAUGAAAGCUAAACUUCUUCAAUCGGAGUCAAAUGAGAAAUCUUUAAUGCAGCAACUACGGUUGAGAAAAGGAUGCAAUGUUUCUAUUACUGGAAAUACAUCUCCGGUGAGUCAUGAACAUAGAGAGUUUGAAUCAAGCAUCAAUGAAGUAUCAUAUGAGACAUUAUUAGACACAAAGAAUGAAGAAAUCUACACAGUAGAUAGUGCGAUAAAAGCUGAACCUAAUGAUGAAUUACAAUCGGAACUUUCUCAUGAUUGGUUAUCACCAAAUGCACAAACCCGGUCUAAAAGACGGAAGGCAAGUAUUGGUCGUCCCAGCAAUACCGACGGUUCUCAAUAUGCAAUACGAUCAUCAGCCCCUUCGACACCCAGUUCAUCGGGUACCGGUGCAUUAAAAGAUAAGAAAUCAACGCAGCCAAGUACGCGAAAUAACAGACUUAAACCUAAACAAGACCGCCGCUCUGUUCCUUCGUGA
Molecule: messenger RNA, 2877 nt
Organism: Dentiscutata erythropus
Lineage: Eukaryota; Fungi; Glomeromycota; Glomeromycetes; Diversisporales; Gigasporaceae
Source: the annotation of a GenBank genome assembly